Molecule: messenger RNA, 3837 nt
Organism: Myxocyprinus asiaticus (Chinese sucker)
Lineage: Eukaryota; Metazoa; Chordata; Actinopteri; Cypriniformes; Catostomidae
Product: cystatin-F-like
Exons: 4
Coding region: 110-556 (148 amino acids)
Biological process (GO): negative regulation of microglial cell activation; immune response; positive regulation of myelination
Cellular component (GO): late endosome; lysosome; endoplasmic reticulum
Molecular function (GO): cysteine-type endopeptidase inhibitor activity
Source: RefSeq, a predicted model, not a curated record
ACCAGUGGAAAAUGUGACUGCACUUUGGAGGACUGCAACAUGCUGCCUGGUGGUUGAAGUGUUGCUGAACAGGAAGUUGCUGAGUAGAUUUGAGACAGCUCCAGCAGAUAUGAGGGUCUCCUGUCAUGUUCUCGUCUUGUUUUUCUUAGCAGACGUCAGUUUACUCGAGAAAGUUCCAGUUCACGCAUUUUUCAGUUGGCCAAUCCCCGGAGCUCUACAAAAUGUCAGUAAGAAUGACACUGGGGUAAAGAAUGCUGUUCUGAUGGGAACCUACUCAUUUAACAAUAAAUCCAACGAUGCUUUUCUAUUCAAAGCAUCAGCUGUUGAUGAGGCAAAAAGACAGAUAGUGAAAGGUAUCCGCUACGUUCUGGAAGUAGAGAUCUCUCGAACUAUGUGCAGGAAGAUGGGCAGCGAUGAUGACGUCAGUAACUGUCCAUUCCAGAAAGAUAGUCUGUUAAAGCAGACAUUUCUCUGUCAUUUUGAGGUAUGGUCCAUUCCAUGGAUGAAGACAAUGUCAACCACAUAUUUUAACUGUCUUUCUAUUGAUAAACUCUGAAUUGACCUUAUUACCAUGCUGACUGUGAAAAUAAAACUAGAGGCAAUGAAUAGUGUAGUACAUAAUGUGAUUUCAAAAAUCUUCAAGUGCAGUGACUGGUUAUCAUUCAUCUCUACAUACAAGUGACCUUCAGUUCAUAAAAUGCUAAGCUUGUGUUUAAACUGAUGCAGGGUGUAAAUUAUUCAGUGACUCUUAUGAAAAAGGGGCUCUCUGAUGUACAGGGGCAGCUUUGAGGUAAAAUACUAGAUCAGGGGUUUAUCGCUCCCAUCUCAAAGCUCUUUGGCGUUUUUGCCAUAGCAACACACUAGCACUGAUUAAAGACACUUCUAAUAGGUUUAUAUGAAGAGAUUUAUCCAUUUCAACACAUUUUGACUACUCAUGUACUUUUAUUUAUUUAUUUGCUGUGUAAUGUGCAUGACAUAUUUGCCCUAGAUUCAUAACAUAUGACCAUUAAAUGGGUACAAGCACCCAAUAGGACAGUGGUUCUCAACUGGUUUUGUGUCAGGACAGAUAGUUUACCAGAACCCCUCUACUAAGGUGGAGCCUUCAAGUUUAGAAAAACGUAGAGUAAUGGGGCAGUACACUGGUGAGACCAGAGGCCGUUCGCUUUGACUGGAUGUUAAUGGAGAUGCUUAAGUAUGCUAAGUAAACUGCUAAUAAACUGUGAGGAAAUUAAUUGCCUAUCCAGUAAUCUUCAACAUGUUUUACACAAAACAAUCCUUUUGGAAUGAACUAUGCGUGGAGUUUACUAUGAUAAAAUUGCUGUUUUAUAAGAGAAGACAGAAAAUUUUGCGACAGAUAGGUGUCAGUUUAUGGCCCUCCCCAUUCAUUUGUAUAGUAUCCACAAAUGGUGACUUACUGUUGAAACAUGCUAGUUGAUCAUAACGCUCUCUAGAGCCACAGAGGUUGAUAUCUCAGUAUAAUAGAAUCUCUGAUUGUACAUUAUACAACAGUUAGUUCUGGUCCUCGAAUCUGAUUGGACGUGAGGCAUUCCGAGAGUGCUGAUAACAGCACUGGGAUGCUUCACUGUUUGUAUCACUCUGCUUUUAUUUGUGACAUUCUAAACCAGAGUAUAGAGAUUUUUAAUUUAUCUGUGAAAUUACACAUUUACACCAAGAGAUGGCAACAAAUGAUCAUCUUUUGUGUUACGAGCGAUUUUCUUGUGAGAGAAUCGACGUUGUCUGUCAGUGAGCAGAUUUACUUAGUCAGAACAUUGGCAUUGUUUUUGAUGCUGCCUUCACGUGCUAUUGGAAUUAUGAUACAAGUUUAUAAUUAUAAUUGGAAAAUGCUGAGAUAAGUUUAUACCUUUGAGUUUGCAAGUGGGAAGUAGACAAACACUUUCAACAUGGCAGAGUUUCUCUGUGUCAAAAUAAGAGUUCCCCAUGAAAUAUGCAAGAAUGAAACUGGCGUCCUCCAUGUUAUUUUUUUCUCUGUCAACAAAACACUUGAAUGUGACACUCGUAAUUGCGGCUUCUGAAGUGGGAAGAAGGAUAAUUCCGAUGGCUGCAUAACUUCAUGAUCGCUCAGAGCGGAUUACUACCACACUACAGCUGAGGAAUAGAAUUAAACUAACUGUGUCAGCAUUACUGUUCAUCACUGUGACAAACACAGAUAAUCACACACGCUCAGUUGCUCUCUCUCUCACACACAUACACACAAACUUCCUUGUUACUUCCAAUAACUUGGAAACAGCCCAAACUGUCAUUACUAGUUCUAAAGUAAUGCGUUUGAAUUAGUAACAGAGGUUUGGCCACAUCUUUUAUAUUAGCAACAGCAGAUUCUGAUCUGUGGCAUAAGAAAGUAGCUCCAAACACAAGGUUUUUGGGGAGCUUCUUGGUUUUUACUUAUGUACUUUUCCGUUGAAUUGUGGUAUAAAAGCAUUAGCACACUCGCAAUCAUGCUGUUUUGUCUGUAUAUCAGUACAGCUGGCACUCAGCCACCAAAUCACAGCCAUGCUGAUAUGCCAUAAAAGCACAGUGAUAUUGGCGACCCAGCAAAAUUAUUUAAAUAGUUUAUUAUACAAACAUCACAAGAAAGUCUCUAAAAUCAAACCUAAAACAGAUGUAUAGUUUGUCUAAGUUCUAUUCUCAUGAUGAUUGUAAUGGACCCCUUACAUUAAUAACCCAACCAUUACAAUGGCCACCAUGUUGGAUUGUGACGUUUACCCUUUUUCACUACUCCAAGAAACUUGAUCAGAUGCACACAACAAUUGCGCAGAUGAUCUUUAGAUCGUAUUGUAAAGAAAUUAUGAUACAGAAUUUAGAUUUUCAGUGUGCAAGUGUGCAGAGUGCAAAGUUGAUGAUGUUGAUGAAACAAUAAGCGAGGCUGUAUCUCAGCAACGCUUUGUCCUAUCAAAAUAAACUUGAUAUACUUCAUUAGCACCAUAAUCUGAGGGUACAUGCCAAGUUUGGUAACAGCGCCACCUACAGGCCAAGAAAUCUUAAAAAUGAAAUGAAAAAUGUUUGAACAGUUUUGCCUAAAAUCAUGAGAUUGUUGUCUAUGGGUUCCUUGGUUCAUGAGGAUUUUGACAGUACCAUUUGUUUUUCCAAAAUCUGCCAUAUUCCCUCUCCGCCACUUUGAACUGCAUCGCCCAACAAUGCAGAAUUAUUUACAUGAUAGACUGAAUUGGAAAAUUUACAGCAAAAGUUCAAUUGAUCAGCCUAACACAUGGAGCAAACACUGGGCCAAAUACUGUUUUAGUAUUAGCCAUAUUACCAAGUGACAGAUUAAUCUGUGCCAAAAUAUGUGCUAUGUUGAUCCGAACUGCACCCAAGAAUUUCACACACCACUGCACUUGUGUAUAUGGCUGUGUGACAAUAAAAGUGAUUUGAAAUACAGUAGAAUUUGAUUGGACAUUCAACCUUUGAUGUCAACAACAAAAGAUAUAGGAAGCAUUUCUUCCUUUUUUAAGUUGAUAAGCCUAUUUACAUUUGCUAUCCUUCUUCUUUUGGCUGCUCCCAUUAGGGGUUGCCACAGCAGACCAUCCAUGAUCAGCAUACUUGACUUGGCACCGAUUUUAAGCCAUAUGCCCUUCCUGAUGACUGAGGGACCAUCACUCACACCUAUGGGGCAAUUUAGAGUCUCCAAUUCACUUAACCUUCAUGUUUUUGGACUUGUGGGGAAAACCAGGGCACCUGGAUGAAACCCAAGAAAACUGGGGAAGAACAUGCAAACUCCACACAGAAAGGCCCAGUUAAGCCCAGGACCUUCUUGCUGUGAGGCGACAGUGCUAAUCACUGAGCCACCUUGCCGCCCACAUUUACAUUUGCUAUCCUAAUUCU